AUGUCCCAUGGCUCUUCGACUUCAAACAUACUACUCGACUGCGGCUCCCUUGACUGCCACCCCGAACUCGAAUGGCCUGGUACUGACGAGCUGCCGAAAUAUAUCUCGACUGUGCCUGAUCCUCAAUUGCUUCCUAAACCUGGGCGACAACACUAUCCUGUAGCCCACAGCUCCAGCUUCUUGCGCCUUGUUGUCUUAUAUAGCUCCACAUUGCCGUGUAAAACCGUCGCCCUUAUCGAUUCCUUUGAAGAAGUAUCCAUAGGGCGAGACAGGUGUGCCACCCCUAGGUUGAGGCUUAAGGAGCUAGCCGUAUCCAAGUAUCACGCCAACAUCUACUGGGAUUCUCGAACCCAGCACUGGUCUCUCGUUGAUGUGGGCUCCACCCAUGGAACACACCUGAUCUCUCCAGACCCAUCUGUUACCAGAAUAUCCGACCCGAUUGGCAGUCAGGGUUACACGAUGACUGAAUUGACCAGGCUUGCACCUCCCAAGUCUGCCAGUCUUCCGAACAUACUCUCCCACUUGCAACGUAUAGUUAUUGGGAAUACCACACUUGUGGUGCAUAUUCAUGAAGACAGGAUCCCGUGUGAUGCAUGCACUAUUACUCAGGAAAACAUACUCGACUUAGAUGCGUCAACGAGACCUAAAACAAAUACAAGCAAGAUAGCGGGUGGGAUCAAUCCCGCGGAGUCGAUGAGAUCUUUGAAACAAAACCUUCUCUCACAGCCAUUGUACUCGAGGCACGAUGCGCGUUCAGGGAACCACUCGGAAACUUAUGUUGAUCGCGCAGAACUCAGACGACAGCGAUUUCCAGGUUGGCGUGAGCCCCAGCCUCGGCGAGAACCUGUUGUGUCUCAACAAACUUCGUCACGUCCGGGCCUACGAAAGCAUUCACCGCAUAUCGUUCAAGCAGUCGGAACUCUCCGAGAAGUGCCUAAAUUGGAGACAUCUUCUCCAAUCCCGUUGGAUAACGUGGGACACAAGCUCCUGGCGAAGCAAGGAUGGAAACCUGGUUUGGCGUUGGGCUCUGAUACUAAAACUGGACAGGUACGGUCCGGGUUGCUAGAGCCACUGGCGCCUCAGUCUACGACCAAUCGUCGGGGCUUGGGAAUGCAUCAUACAUGA
Molecule: messenger RNA, 1125 nt
Organism: Rhizoctonia solani
Lineage: Eukaryota; Fungi; Basidiomycota; Agaricomycetes; Cantharellales; Ceratobasidiaceae
Product: G-patch domain protein
Exons: 1
Coding region: 1-1125 (374 amino acids)
Molecular function (GO): nucleic acid binding; protein binding
Source: RefSeq, a predicted model, not a curated record